AUGUUAUCCUCCACCUCCUGCUCCUUCUAUCUGCCUGACACAGAAGUACAAGCUCCGGGCUUCAGCAAAGGACGAAGAGGAGGUCGAGGCUGCAGCAAAGGACGAAGAGGAGGUCGAGGCUGCAGCAAAGGACGAAGAGGAGGUCGAGGCUGCAGAUCCAACAUGGGGGAGAGCGGUGUGGCAGCGAUGGCAGUGACCUACCAGAAGUUUGACCCUGCUGCGUACCUGCAGUACAACUACACUUCCCCCAGAGCUGACUUUGAGAGACAGGACAGCGUUGUGCCGUGGAAGCUGGCCUGUCUUCACCGCGCCUUCACUGAAGGAGACAUAGAGGGAGAUCUUCUGAUCGAUGUUGGCUCAGGUCCCACUCUGUACCAAGUGCUGAGUGGCUGUGAGAUCUUCAACAAAGUGCUCCUGACUGACUUUGUGGAGGCCAACAGGCAGGAGCUGAAGCGGUGGCUGCAGGGAGAGGGCGGGAGCCUGGACUGGACCCCGUACAUCCAACACGUGUGCAAACUGGAGGGAAGAAGCCCGUGCACGUGGAAAGAGAAGGCGGCUCGACUGCGUGAGGUGGUGUCUGAUGUUCUCCCCAUCGAUGUGCAUCAGGCUCAGCCCUUGGCCCCUGAGGGCCUCCCUCCACAGGGGGCCGACUGCCUGGUGUCUUGCUUCUGUCUGGAGAGUGUCAGUCCUGACCUGGACACGUUCACCAAGGCCCUGGGACACAUCAGCACUCUGCUGCGGCCUGGGGGCCAUCUGCUGCUCAUCGGGGCGCUGCAGGAGAGUUAUUACUUGGGGGGUCCAGACCUGAGGAUCCCAGUGGUCCCACUGAACGAGGCCCAGGUCUGUGCUGCUCUGCAGGACCAGGGCUUCAGCCUGAUCAGGCUGGAGGUCUACACUCUGCCCCAAGACAUGAAGGUGGGCGUGGACGACGUCUGCGGGGUGUUUUUUGUGAAAGCAAGAAAGAUUUUGAAAGAAGACGUGAGAGCCACACGAGGAAACAUGUGA
Molecule: messenger RNA, 1005 nt
Organism: Knipowitschia caucasica
Lineage: Eukaryota; Metazoa; Chordata; Actinopteri; Gobiiformes; Gobiidae
Source: the annotation of a GenBank genome assembly